UAUAGUGACUUUUCGAAGCGCUGAAUAUUUGUGAAUGAAUUGGCUUCUCCGGCUCCUCCCAUCGGCGCGCGCAUAUCACCCCAAACUUAGUGGUAAAACUAUAAGACAUGGAGUGAGAGCUCAGUCAUAACAUAUCGCUCAGACAACACCGGGAGAGUAUUUGAAGCCAAAGUCUCAUAGCUUCACUGUGAUUUAUAAUUUAUUUUUAAGUGUGUACGUUGAGUGAGAGUACAGAAAACAGAGAAAUGAGUGCGUACGACAAUAUGUGCGUGCUGAUAGACGCGACUUUGCUUCCUCGCGUUGUCCCCAGUAAUUCUUCUACCUCAAGCUACACAAACAAGAAAAUCUUCCUUCGGAAAACAGUCGGGUGGGCGCGUCUACUACUGCUGUUCCUACUAGUGGUGAGCCCCGCCUCCGCCGGGCCCGUCAGGGAGAGGAGGACGCACCGUCCCGCCACACACGCCCGACACACAAGCCUAGAGUGGCAGAUCACACAACAGAGACUCAGGAGAUCCGAGCCACGCCAUCACUCUAGCAGCAGUAGCAGCAGCAGCAGUAGAGGAGGAAGCAGGUACAGCAGCAUGGGAGACCGCACCGAUGAGGCGACCAGCAGCAGGAGCCGUAGGAUGGCGACGGUUCACUGGUCGCAGCCAUGCACAGGGCUGGUCAGAAACCCCGACAACACCCAGAGUGACCUAAGCAGGCACAUCCUGCACGAGCUGUCCACUGCCCACAGCUUCUUGAUCGACUUCAGGAUUAAAUACGCGCGGUCAGCGAUGGACUCCAACCAGCCUGAUGCGUGGGAGGCUCUUCUUGCUGAGACACCACAAUUCAAGUAUGAUUUCCUGAACGCCAUUCCGCCAGAAAAUCCAAAUGACUUCAACUCGCAGCUGCUGCACGCUUACGAAAAGAUGCAGCGGCUGGCAGUGGGCAUCGAGCAGGUGACGCUGGACCAGGCGCUCUACGAGGGCAAUCUGCUGCAAGACUUCCGCACUAUAGAGACGCAUAUUGUCAAAAUUUUGUGCCAGCUUCACUACGCCAUGGUGCACCAGGAACUGAAGCCCCCGAUGAACGUGACGAAGGAGAUCAUGGACGAGAACUACCGAGACCUGGACGGCACCUCGGCACGUACCAUGAGGGACUCCGUCAUCGUGUUGGAAUACAACUCUGCCGUCGACAAACUGAAAGACAUCUUCGUUACCUUUGAGAACCAGUGACUCCCCUUUCUUACCCCGUCAUUCUGAGUCCUCUGUCGCCCCUAUCCUCCUUUACCUCCUCCUCCUCUUCCUCAUCUUUGUCCCCCAACCCAUCGCCAACAAGCGACCUCAUACAAUACUCGUCACGCCUCCGACCGACCCACCCUCCGCAAACCCCAAGAAACAAGUGACGCGCGGCGGGUGACGGAAGGAGGCGUCUCCGUCACAAGGAGGAAUAAAAGGAAGGUACCGAAGUGUUCCUGCAACAGAAAACCAACUCAAACGAAUCAUAUUAUCAGGAUUUAAGAUGGAGCUUAAACAUGGAAAAUCAGUGUCGUCGGUUUAAUUUACAAGUCCCACAAGUCGUGUUUCAGUUGUUCACCAGUAUUGUUAGUUGUCCCGCGAGUCGAGGUGGGUCACUGGCUCGGCCCGACAUCGGAAAUUCAAAGAGCUAAAGUACUCGAAAGAAAAUGGUAGAGAAGAACACGACGACCUCCAAGCGUCAGGUACUGCUUUUGAUCGCCGAGUCCCGUGCGUUGUUUAGACAAUAAGCAGUAUAGUGGAAGAAAAUGUUACUCGUUUCAAUCAACUUUAACAAGAGUCAUUCGUGUACUUAUACUUUGUCGGUAAUGAUUCAAGAGAAUAAACUGUGAUAUAUUUAUUCUGUAACUUAUAGUAUUUAUUGUUUAUUUUAUUACGACUUUUUCAUUCAUGCUGUAACUACUACUACUACUUAUUCUACUACUAUUACUAUACUACUACUAUGCCUACUACUACAACCACUACUGUCAUUCGUGUCUUUGUCGAUGAGCAGUUUGUUCCUACGAAAUGUUAUAAUAUCCUCUUGCUCAAGCGUCGCCAUCCUCCUGUCUCACUAUUGGCUCUGACAACGUCUCCUGUGUUCCGAUUGGCUGGCUGGUCCCUUUCAUGUGUCCUGUAUUAUUUGUUACAUUUGUGUUAUCGCUGAGCUGUAGGUGAAUGUUGUUGUUGUCGUUGUCUUAAUUAUGUUGUGUUAGAUUGUUAAGUUUAUUUUUUUUUCUGUAGGCUGACACUGCUCAGGCACGGCCAUUACUGGACCACUGACUGUUCGUAUACAUACAUAAAUACAUGUAUAUAUAUGGAAGGAAGCAUUAGGGGGACAGAGGGCAGUCGGUAAAACUUAAAGAUUUACCACGUCAGCGUCCCUCCCUCAGUAUUUCUCUUUCUCUCGUAUAAGAUUCUCAUAAAGCGUUAAGAGCAUGUGGGGACUGGUUGCAAUGUUCCUGCCACAAGACAGAUCUGAUAGUUACUACCUUUAUCUUAUGUCAAAAGCCUAAGGUUGAUUGUUUGGCUGAUUGCUCGCUCGAUGGAUGACUUAAUCGAGUGUGUGUGAGUGUGAGUGUGAAUGUGAGUGAGUGAGUGGGUGUGGCUAUUGGUUUCCUGGGAGAGGGAACGAGGAGGCUCCUCCUAUCUUGGCUCACAUUAUAUUUUCACAGUUUGGAGGCUAAAAUUCUAUGUUGAAAUCUUCUGAUCCUUCUAGUUUUUGUUAUCAUGCAUGUGUUUGAUCGGGAAAUUAUAUAAGUUGGACUUAAAAAAAAUUAUAAAAAUUUUUCUCAUGUUUCGGUACCCUUGUAUGCACCAAAAAUUACUCCUCUGCCAGCGGGACGUGGUGCGCAAGUCCAGCGAUGUACAAACAUUUCUAACAUUCCAAUAGUUCUGGUUUUCACUCUGUCUCAAUAGGUAUCCACGGGAUUAAUGUAUAAGUCAGUGAGCCGCGUAAGCCCCUCCGCUCCUCUCCCUGCGCCAGCCUCCCUCACGACUCCGAGUGAUUCAAACGCUGGACUCAUUGAGGACAGACUGGGAAGGAAUUUGUUAUCCUCACACACACACACACACACACACACACACACACACACACACACACACACACACACACACACACACACACACACACACACACACACACACACACACACACACACACACACACACACACACAGUUUUCCUAAGACUUAGCUUUGUUAACUCUUGUUUUGUUUUUCAUUCACGUUGUUUAUUCCUUGUCUCCUUCUCCCCCUUUUCUCUCUCUUGUUCUCUUCCGCCUCCCAGCAUCCCCAGAGUCCAAAGUCUGCCCCCCUCCCCCUCUAGACACUCAACAGUGGAGCAGCAGCCUUCGUAGCUCUUGUGUUGUAGAUUUUUUAUACCUAUAUUUAUUGUUUGUAUAUUUUAAAUAAAUUAAAUGUCCAUAUAUAUCUAU
This is a messenger RNA of Portunus trituberculatus (swimming crab), 3432 nucleotides long. RefSeq lists its product as uncharacterized. The transcript is spliced from 3 exons. The record is from RefSeq and is a predicted model, not a curated record. Lineage: Eukaryota; Metazoa; Arthropoda; Malacostraca; Decapoda; Portunidae. The coding region runs from base 246 to 1217 and encodes 323 amino acids.